Nerophis lumbriciformis (worm pipefish) is the source of this 357-nucleotide messenger RNA. The record is from RefSeq and is a predicted model, not a curated record. Lineage: Eukaryota; Metazoa; Chordata; Actinopteri; Syngnathiformes; Syngnathidae.
UGUGUCUACAGAAUGCGUUACGUGGCCGCUUACCUGUUGGCUGUGCUCGGUGGGAACAACAGCCCCACGGCGAAGGACAUCAAGGCCAUUUUGGGCAGUGUAGGGAUCGAGGCUGUUGAUGAACGCGUAAACAAGGUCAUAAGUGAGCUGCAAGGAAAAAACAUCAAUGAAGUCAUGAAUUCAGGCCUCGCUAAGUUAUCCUCCGUACCAGCUGGUGGUGCUGUUGCAGCGCCUGCUGCUACUGGCGGGGCUGCCAGCGCUGGGGCUGCGCCUGCUGCUGCGGAAGAGAAAAAGGAGGAGAAGAAGGAAGAAUCAGAAGAGUCAGAUGAAGACAUGGGUUUUGGACUCUUUGAUUAA